UCCAAAUCACUUUUUUUUUUUGGUUUCUUCCAUCUGCCAGAAACUUGGCUUCUUCAUCGGUUAGCCCCUUCCCCUAUGUUGUUUUCGCAGAUGGUACGAGAAGCGUAAAAUUAGGAGACGACAAAACUCCUUAUUUUUAUCGUCAAAUCUUUGGUGUUUCUCUUUGUGAUUCGGGUAGGUUACAAACUUACUACGAUCGAGCUGAAUUUCGCCAGCUUCCUCCAAGAAAUGGGCUGUCUAUGCCUAUUCCGGGACAAAUGGAGGCGCAAGAGACGGCCGGAGAAGUCGGCGCCGGCUUCCCAUUCUCAGGCAGCCGCGGCCUCUUACUACGCCGCAUGCACGCACGACGCGUCCGUACCAGCCGCCGCUGCCUCGACCGCGUCGCCGGCCUGCAGCGCUACUGCUACGAGCACAUCCGACGGCUCAGGCACGCGGCCGGCGUCGAGCAAGUCCUUGGGCUCCUCCGCGCGGAGCAUCCCGGAGCUGUACGGGGAAAGGGGCGCGCAAAGCCUGCUGGAGUUCGGCCUCAGCGAGCUCCGUGGCGCCACGGCCAACUUCAGCCCGCUGCUCAUGGUCGGCAUGGGCGGCUUCGGGUGCGUCUACAGGGGCGCCCUCCGCCUCCCUGUCGGGAACCCCCACGGCACCGCGGUCGCCGUCAAGAGGCUCAACCCCAACGGUGGCCAGGGACACAAGGAAUGGCUGGCUGAGGUUCAGUUUCUCGGCAUCGUGGAGCACCCGAACCUCGUCAAGCUCGUCGGCUACUGCGCAACACAGACCGAUCAAGGGCCGCAGAGGCUUCUGGUCUAUGAGUUCAUGCCCAACAAGACGCUGGACGACCACCUGUUCAACCCAGAGCACCCUGUCCUUCCAUGGGACGUCAGGUUGCAGGUAGCACUGGGUGCUGCUGAAGGGUUGCUCUAUCUCCAUGAGGGCCUUGAGCUUCAGAUUAUAUACCGCGACUUCAAGGCUGCAAACAUACUGUUGGAUGAGGAGUUCAGACCAAAACUGUCGGACUUCGGAUUAGCAAGGGAGGGGCCAUCAGAAGGUCAAACCCAUGUGUCUACAGUGGUAAUGGGAACCUACGGCUACGCAGCUCCAGACUAUGUCCAGACGGGGCAUCUCACCACCAAGAGCGACGUCUGGAGCUUCGGAGUGGUAAUGUAUGAAAUCCUCACUGCUCGACGCUCGGUAGAGAAAAAACGCCCCAAGAACGAACAGAAGCUCCUGGAGUGGGUGAGGCGGCACCCAGCCGACAGCGAACAGUUCAGCGAGAUCAUCGACACAAGGCUUGAAGGAAGGUACUCCAUGAGAGGAGCAAGAGAGAUUGCCAAGCUGGCCAACAGCUGCCUUGCAAAGUAUGCAAAGGACCGCCCCACAAUGGUGGAGGUGGUUGAGAGGCUGAAGCUGGCAAUGCAGCACAAGGAACUGGAUGGUCACGAUGUCCGUUCAGUGGAGGAAAGCUUGCUUCUUCAUGAGGCACCAACGACACCACCUAUGGAGGAUGAGGCUGCGGUGUCGGCAAGGCGGCGGAUGCUUCAUUUGGCUGCCCUAGGUGAGAAUGCAAAUGCUCAUGCAAGGAGAAGAUUGAUGCUCAUGAGGGCAGCUGCUCCUCGGACGUGUACCCUGUCAUCGUUGAGCUCUUGAUUUUGCCGGAUUUUAUUUUCUUGUUGUUCUGUUUUGGAUGUAUGAUUGUAUAUGGUUUAGAAAUUUAGUUUUCUCCAGUGCCAUAGCUGCUGAUUGAUGAGUAAAGU
This is a messenger RNA of Triticum dicoccoides, 1751 nucleotides long. RefSeq names its product probable serine/threonine-protein kinase PBL19. Bases 229 to 1644 code for a protein of 471 amino acids. Lineage: Eukaryota; Viridiplantae; Streptophyta; Magnoliopsida; Poales; Poaceae. Gene Ontology annotation, molecular function: ATP binding; protein kinase activity. The transcript is spliced from 4 exons. The record is from RefSeq and is a predicted model, not a curated record. Gene Ontology annotation, biological process: protein phosphorylation.